GGUUUAAGCUGCACACAAGGUCGUGUGUGAAAAGUGUAUGUGUGUAACAGGAACGGAGUGGGUAAGUGCUGCUCAAAAUAGCUGCUAAAUCAACGAGAUAGAUAAUUUAAUUGCCAUAUGGCUCUGUUUUGUAUACAUAUUCUGAAAUGAGUCACAUGGUGUAACUUUGAGAGUAAGUGGAAGAAGACCUUAUGUUCAUUCACACAGCUAAAGUUAGCUAGCAACCUUGCUAGCUAAAUAACAUGUUAAAAUAAGGCUCAGCCCUCGGCUCGAGUUGAAUAGAAUCGGCACUGUCUAUUUGCAGGAACGGAAAACCCACCAGAUAGUUAACUACUUCUUGCGUUUAGGACAAUACAUGCAUGCAGACUAUUUACUAGAAAAUUAGCUACAUUAACGUUAACUAGCUAACGUUACUUGCAUUGAACUUGACAAUGCCUUCAUGUCACCCAGCAACAUAUUUCUCAAUUACCGGUGUUGCCAUUUCUACAAAAGGAAUAACCUAGGAUAAUGCAUUUGGUAGGUUGUGAGUUGGUCAAGGCAGAUAAAGAACGGUAUGAAUGGUAAUACAAGGAAAGUUUGCAGUCUAGACGGAGUUGCAUCCACUUCCUGGUUAGAUUAUUCUCGCCGGAUCCAACCUGGCGGUGCGCGUGUCCUUAUCUGGUUGGAACAGAGUUGGGCACGUCUUUAAACCCAGUCAGUGAUUUCAUUUGGCAAAUAGUGUUAGUAUUAUAGAAAGUGGUUAAUAGAUCGUGUGAUGUAUUUAACAUUCGUAAAGUGAGUUUUCAACAAACACUUUGGGUUAGUAGAAUAACUUACUCGCCCUGAGUUUGUAGACUGAAACGCCGUGUUUUUAAACCCAGAAAUACUAUACAAAUAUGUAUUAUUUAAUAGAUUUUCCUCAUGACUGAGCUACUGAUCAAGCUACUAAAAAACGGACUGACUGCUGCUCUGACUCAUGCGCAAGCAAUGCACAUUUGGAAUGGAGCUUGCUGCCUCACACCUACACUGUUAAUUAAAUUUUUCUUCCCAACAGGUACUAAGGGAUAAGCCAAGUUAUCCCUCCCUGCUUGAAGAUGACGAAGUUUGGCUUUCUGCGGCUGUCCUAUGAAAAACAGGACACGCUGCUGAAGCUGCUCAUCCUGUCUAUGGCUGCAAUCCUCUGUAAGAACGCAUACACUUUGCAUCCCUUUCUGUUACUCUACACUUAUAGUAUUCCAUAUUAUUAUUGUGGGCCAUUGUCACCUGACUGUGAUAUGAGUAGAGAUGGUUAGGACUUGUUCUUUAUUUCCCCUUCUCAGCAUUUUCCACCAGGCUUUUCUCUGUGUUGAGGUUUGAGAGUGUCAUCCAUGAGUUUGAUCCGUAAGUCCACUACCUUGUUGUAUGAAAGUUCCCCCCUAAUAAUUCAGAUUAAUGCCAGUUUUCUAUUUAUAAUUCAAAUGGUGUUUAAAUCUCUGACCUUGCAUGCUUUGUUGCUUCAUUGUCAGGUACUUCAACUACCGAACAACCCGCUUCUUGGUAGAGGAGGGCUUCUACAACUUUCAUAACUGGUUUGAUGACCGGGCAUGGUACCCUCUGGGGAGGAUCAUCGGUGGCACCAUUUACCCAGGUAGGAAUGGGAUGACCUGUUCAACACAAGACUGUACUUGACGUUAUUGGGUGACUAUCUAGACAUUAGAAUGUUCCACUAAAAUGGACUGUCCUGUGUUAAGGUGGCUUUGGGUCAUCAACUCUAUUGUCACCUUUUUCCCCCUUUGUCAUAAAGAUCCUUUCUGUGAUUGUGUUGGCCUAGUCCACACAUUCUUCUUUGAUAGAACCUACUUGCCCUUUUGUUAACUCUUUCUGUUCUGCCCUGUUCCCCCAGGCCUGAUGAUCACCUCUGCUGCCCUGUACCAUGUCCUGAAUUUCUUCCACAUCACCAUCGACAUCCGUAACGUUUGUGUUUUCCUGGCUCCCCUCUUCUCCUCCUUCACUGCCAUUGUCACCUACCACUUUACCAAGGAGCUCAAGGUACGUUGCAGCACACAAGGAAGAAAACUUAAAGAAAUGUAGGGAAACGGGGAGGUAACCUACAAACUGAAAAUGCUCAAGAGCUCUGAAAUGUACUUGUUCCCAUGGUUUUCAUAUCUGUCUACUUGUAGGAUGCAGGUGCUGGGCUCUUGGCUGCUGCCAUGAUAGCGGUGGUACCUGGCUACAUUUCCCGUUCUGUCGCCGGCUCCUAUGACAAUGAAGGUACAGAACAUGCCUCAUCCCCACGGACAUGCCCCUCUAAAGGACUUGGCCCUUGUUGUGAUCUUUAAUCUAUUUUCUUGUUUUUCUAUCCAGGUAUUGCUAUCUUUUGCAUGCUGCUGACAUACUACAUGUGGAUCAAGGCAGUCAAUACAGGCUCCAUCUACUGGUCGUCCAUGUGUGCCCUUGCCUACUUUUACAUGGUGAGACUAACGCCUCUAAAAUAAAUAAAUGAUAAGGAACAUUGACAAUAGAGAACUUAGAAACUGAAAGUUACAGUAACUCAGUCCCUGCUGAAGGUUGACACUCCUCUUAUGAGGCUUAUCUGAAGGAGUCUUACCUUGGCUGCGUGUAAGAUAAAGGAAAAUUAGCAAACAGCAUUGUUACAAUAUGUAGCAAAAACGUUAAACCAACUGAACACAACCCUUAUGUAUUUGUCUGCAGGUGUCCUCCUGGGGUGGCUAUGUGUUCCUGAUCAACCUCAUCCCCCUCCACGUGCUGGUCCUCAUGCUCACCGGCCGCUUCUCCCACCGUAUUUACGUGGCCUACUGCACCGUCUACUGCCUGGGAACCAUCCUCUCCAUGCAGAUAUCUUUUGUCGGCUUUCAGGUAAACACUUCUCCUUAUUCUCUCCCUUACUAUGCAUACACAGCAGCUGUCCAGAUGUCCAUUGCAUGUUAUCUUGUGACUACAACAUGGGUCCAUGUAUAUGAUUUUUUAAAUAAUGAUUAAGUCAUUUAUAUAUCCUAUUAUCACAAAUGUUUGCCGUUGGAGUGAUUUCGGGAUAUUACACACACUCCGUUUACCUCCUUGUCUCCAUUGAAGCCUGUGCAGUCGUCCGAGCACAUGGCAGCAUUCGGAGUGUUUGGCCUGUGUCAGAUCCAUGCCUUUGUGGACUACCUGCGCAGCAAGCUGAACGCCCAGCAGUUUGAGGUCCUCUUCAAGAGCGUCAUCUCCCUGGUGGGCUUCGUCCUGCUUUCUGUGGGCACUGUGCUCAUGGUGACCGGUAAGAAACUCGCCAAGAAUCCGUUCAGGAAAGUACUCUCAAUCAAGUACAGUUUAAGUAUUUGAACGGAAACCAAUACUGCUGUAUUUGAACUCAGGCCAGAGCAAUGCCUCUACUCGGUAAUGUAGGAUUUUAUUUACAGACCUGUAUGGUUGUUCAAAGCCUGUUUGUUCUUGAUGAUUAACAUAUACACUGAACAAAAAUAUAUAAAUGCAACAUGCAACAAUUUAAAAGAUUUUACUGAGUUACAGUUCAAAUAUGGAACUCGGUCAAUUGAAAUAAAUUCAUUAGGCCCUAACAUAUGGAUUUCACAUGACUGGGAAUACAGCUAUGCAGCUGUUGGUCACAGAUACCUUAAUAAAAAAGGUAGGGUCGUGGAUCAGAAAACGAGUCCGUAUCCGAAGUUGCUGGAACUGGAACACUUGGUCGUACAUGUCGAUCCAGAGCAUCCCAAACAUGCUCAAUGGGUGACAUGUCUGGUGAGUAUGCAGGCCAUUGAAGAACUGUGACAUUUUGAGCUUCCAGGAAUUGUGUACAGAUCCUUGUGACAUGGGGCCAUGCAUCAUCAUGCUGAAACAUGAGGUGAUGGCGGCGGAUGAAUGGCAUGACAAUGGGCCUCAGGAUCUCGUCACGGUAUCUCUGUGCAUUCAGAUUGACAUAGAUAAAAUGCAAUUGUGUUCGUUGUCCGUAGCUUAUGCCUGCCCAUACAAUAACCCCACCGCCACCAUGGGGCACUCUGUUUACAACGUUGACAUCAGCAAACCGCUCGCCCACACGAGCGGUGCCAUACGAGCUGUUUGCAAUCUGCCCGGUACAGUUGAAAUCGGGUUUUCACUUCUCCAGCGUGCCAGUGGCCAUUGAAGGUGAGCAUUUGCCCACUGAAGUCGGUUACGACGCCAAACUUCAGUCAGGUCAAGACCCUGGUGAGGACGACGAGUAAGCAGAUGAGCUUCCCUGAGACAGGUUCUGACAGUGUGCAGAAAUUAUUUGGUUGUGCAAACCCACAGUUUCAGCUGUCCGGGUGGCUGGUCGCAGACUAUCCCGCAGGUGAAGCAGAUGGAUGUGGAGGUCCUGGGCUGGCGUGGUUACACAUGGUUGUGAGGCCUACUGCCAGUUUCUUUAAAAUGACGGAGGUGGCUUAUGGUAGAGAAAUUAACGUUCAAUUCUCUGGCAACAGCUCUGGUGGACAUUCCUGCAGUCAGCAUGCCAAUUGCACGCUCCCUCAACUUGUUGUGACACAACUGCACCUUUUAGUGGCCUUUUGUCCUCAGCACAAGGUGCACCUGUGUAAUGGUCAUGCUGUUUAAUCAGCUUCUUGAUAUGCCACACCUGUCAGGUGGAUGGAUUAUCUUGGCAAAGGAGAAAUGCUCACUAACAGGGAUGUAAACAAAGUUGUGCAAAAAAUUAGAGGAAUACAGUUUUUGUGCUUAUGGAAAAUAUCUGGGAUAAUUUAUUUCAGCUCAUGAAACAUGGGACCAAGACUAGAGCUGCAUGAUAUAUGGUUUCAGCAUCGACAUUGCGAUGUAUGCAUCCGCAAUAGUCACAUCGCAGAACGUGCGAUUUAGUAAGGUAAACAUAUCAGUCUACAAUAUAUAUAUUUUUUAAAUGUUAAACUUGCAUUAUAUCUGUCUGAUAUAAUGUAAUUUACUCCGAUUUAUGGGUUAUUGGAUACACAGAUUAUUAUUAUUAUUAUUAUUAUUAUUAUUAUUUUAAACACGGAGUUCGUUGCUGCACGUGGUUGACAUGCAGGCUCUGCUUGCGCGUGACGAAAUGAUGAGCAAGGAACAGGCAAAAAAUACCGAAAUUGAGAAUUUGGUUGCAAAAAGAAAUGCAUCGUCAAUUAUAUGGAAAUAUUUCGGCUACAGACAGGAUGAUGACCAAAAACUGGUACUUUGUCGAGAGUGCCUUGCAAUUGUUGCCACAACACGAGGCAACACGACAAAUUUGUUCGAUCAUUUAAGCGGCCCCACAAAUCUUUGUAUGACGAGUGCAAAGCAUCUCAAUGCCCUCCAAAGCAAAAAUCUAUUUCGGAUGCCUUUGUCAGUAUUACACCAUACGAGAACGGUUUCACGUCGCCAAAGACAUGGUACCAAUUAACACGAUUACCAAAGAGGGUUUUAAAAACAUGAUCCGGUCGCGUGACAAGCGGUAUGUAAUGCCGUCACGCAACUAUUUUUCUCAAGUUGCCAUCCCAGAGUUGUACAAGAAAUGCAAGGCACAAGUUGAAACAGAGCUGUCACAAGUGGAAUAUUAUACAGCAACAACGGACUUGUGGUCCAGCCGGACAACGGAGCCCUACAUAAGUCUGACCGUACACUUUAUUAAUGAGGACUUCCACCUGAAAAGUCGCUGUUUGCAAACUGCAUUUUUCCCAGAGGAUCAUGCAUACAUCCUGUAUUUUUUCAUAUCGCAAUAUAUAUCGCAGAAAAACAAAAUAUCGCAAUGUCAGUUAUUUCCAAUAUCGUGCAACCCUAACCAAGACUUUACAUGUUGCAUUUUAUAUUUACAUACAGAUAUGGUUAAAGAUAAAACGCAUAACCCUAUACCCAAUAAAUAUCAGAACCAAGUGAUUUGGUAGUGCCUUGUUCAUUUGGCUCGACACGACUUGACUGUGUUGUGAUUGUUGCGUUUCUCAGGGAAGAUCUCCCCCUGGACGGGUCGUUUCUACUCGCUGCUGGACCCAUCCUAUGCCAAGAACAACAUCCCCAUCAUCGCCUCUGUGUCUGAGCACCAGCCCACCACCUGGUCCUCCUACUACUUUGACCUGCAGCUGCUCGUCUUCAUGUUCCCAGGUAAACACACUCCGUCUGAAAUGGUAGUCUUGCUGGUGAAAUGACACAGCAGAAUGAUGUUUAGGUAAAUGGAUCAAUCAGAAUACUUUCGGGACAAAGGUACAAAUCACUUGUAAAGAAAAACUUUGCGCUGCUUUAAUGAACCUGCAUUUCUUCAUCCUGACAGUGGGUCUGUAUUACUGCUUCAACAACCUGUCUGAUGCCAGGAUCUUCAUCAUCAUGUAUGGAGUCACCAGCAUGUACUUCUCAGCUGUCAUGGUAUGUCGGCCUGCAGAUUAGCUCUUGAAUAAGAGGAAUAUUUUAAAUCUAUGGUUUCAAAUAUUCCAAUAUUUACUUUUGCAGUAGGAAUUGCACAUGGUACCUGUCAGUGCUCCCCUAGGCUCGAUCCUUCCAUAUUAUUUACGCAGUCAGGCAACGCUAGAUUAGUUUUCCCCUAUUGCAUGUUGUGCAAGCAGAUGAGCUCCCAGAAAGAGACUACGUAGCAGGUUAUGUUCAACAGAUUUGGCUGCUUCUCUCCUCAGGUGCGUCUGAUGCUGGUCCUGGCACCAGUCAUGUGCAUCCUGUCAGGCAUUGGUGUGUCCCAGGUCCUCACCACUUACAUGAAGAACCUGGAUAUCAGCCGGCCAGACAAGAAGAGUAAGAAGCAGCAGGACUCUACUUACCCCAUCAAGAACGAGGUAAGAGAGGAAGGAUACAUAAAGGCAUGAUGAUGCCAUAUUGGCCCCCAGAUGGCACUGUUCAAUAAAUGUUUGUUAAUGUCACCGAAAUGCAGCUUUGGCAUGUAGCCAUUGAUACUGGAUGUCAUUCCAACUGAUGAAGUCGGGGGAUAUAUUUGAUAAGGGUGAAAUGAUGUGAGAUCUAGGCCCAGUCCAGUUACAACCCCUAGGCACUAUAGAUCUGAAAGUAGUAUUAGGUUCCCUGAUAUCCUGUACCUUUUUAUCCACCAGGUGGCCAGCGGGAUGAUUCUGGUCAUGACCUUUUUCCUCAUCACCUACACCUUCCACUCCACCUGGGUGACGAGCGAAGCCUACUCCUCCCCCUCCAUCGUCCUGUCAGCCCGCGGCGGAGACGGCAGCCGCAUCAUCUUUGAUGACUUCAGAGAGGCCUACUACUGGCUCCGCCACAACACCCCAGAGGAUGCUAAAGUGAUGUCAUGGUGGGAUUACGGCUAUCAGAUAACAGCCAUGGCCAAUCGAACAAUUCUAGUGGACAACAACACAUGGAACAACACGCACAUCUCCAGAGUUGGCCAGGUGAAGUAUUUUUAUUUUCUGUAUUGAUGACUUUACAUGGGACUGACACGUGACAAUCCUAUCAUCUGUUAAUGCCUGGUUGAUACCUGUGACUUCUGAACUUUAUAUAAACUGUGUUUCUGUUGACCGGUAGGCCAUGGCAUCCACCGAGGAGAAGGCCUAUGAGAUCAUGCGGGAGCUGGAUGUAAGCUACGUCCUGGUCAUCUUUGGUGGACUGACGGGAUACUCCUCAGACGGUAUGUCUACAAAGCCAGUGGAAACUAUCAAUGCCCAUCACUCUAUGCAUAAUCACUCACUUAUAAUAAUUAUAAUCACUUAUUACAGCUUCUUAACAUAUGUAUUUCAGAUUAAGUUAUUUAACUUAUUAGUUGUCAAUGCCUAAUACAUACAUACAUCAGAUCAGUGGUAUUCAAAGUUGGGGUCGUGACCCCUAAUGGGGUCGCCAAAAUUAAAGACAAUAUACCAUGUUUUUGAGAAAGAUAAUUUUGUUGAGUAAAUGCAUUUAUUGGUUUCUUUUCAGUUUGAUUAGAGAUGAAAAUGCAUUGAAUUUAAGGUUAUUUGUUAUAAACAUUUGAAUGGAUAUUUUAUUUAAGGUUGUCAUUCGAUUUGGGGUGGGGUCGCAAUAACUUAUUGGGGAAAACAUGGGGUCCCCAGGAAUUCUGGUGGAAAAAGUGGUCCCCGCUGAAAAAGUUUUAAUACGACUGCAUUAGAUGGUACACUUUGUACAUGAUCAUAAAUAAUCUUUAACUUGAGAAUAUAACUCAUGCUUUACGUCUGCCGACACUCCUCUCUCUGUGCAGACAUUAACAAGUUCCUGUGGAUGGUGCGUAUUGGGGGUAGCACAGACACAGGGAAGCACAUCAAGGAGCACGACUACUACACCCCCACUGGAGAGUUCCGCGUGGACCGUGAGGGCUCCCCUGUCCUGCUCAACUGCCUCAUGUACAAGAUGUGCUACUACCGCUUCGGCCAGGUCUACACAGAGGCCAGUGAGUAACCCUGCAUAAUUAUGACACUGUGGGUGUCAAUCUUCUAUUUGUCAUCUUGGCCCUAGUCCUGAUGUUCUAACCUUUGUUCCAGAGCGCCCCCCUGGCUAUGACCGAGUGAGAAACGCUGAGAUCGGCAACAAGGACUUUGAGCUGGACGUGCUGGAGGAGGCCUACACUACAGAGCACUGGCUGGUCAGGAUAUACAAGGUAUAUCUCCUUCUCGCUCUGUAGCUACGGUCUUCUACUCUCCUCUGUAUUUAUUCAGUCACACCCGUAGAGUACCAGGCCAUUUCAGGGGGUUAUUUUUAUUUUUUUUAAACGUUACAUGUAGACUCUAUAUGAAAAAGUUGCAAUUUGGGAGUAUAAAUGAUAUUUCCUCAUUGUUGAUGCCAAGGAGUCAAAAUAAAUCUUUGGGAUUUUUUUUUUUAACAACGAUUUAUUAACUGUCUUGUUUACCCCCUUCAGGUGAAAGACCUGGAUAACCGAGGGCUAUCACGGACGUAAAGCCCUCCGACCCAUUAGCGUUCAUACACCCCUUUUUAGCACACAGCACUGAGAAAGCCUUCCCCUGUGGUCUGCAGAUGAGUGUGAAAUUAAACCGUUGUUUUAUACUUUUGUUGGGAAUUGCAGAAAGAUUGUUUUUGUUGAUUGUUUUAUUUUACUUACCAAUGUGGCGUCUCUCAUCUGGGAAUGGAAGGAGGUGGUGUUUCAUAACGUCCAAUCAAAUGUCAAUAAAUAAUUUCUGCAAUCAAUGGCCAAAAGAGUGAUAUUUUUUGUCAGUCGUGAGCUUUUAAUUUUUACAAUGUGGUCAAUAAAGGAGGGAUAAAUCUGACAAUG
Messenger RNA from Coregonus sp. 'balchen', 9103 nucleotides. NCBI's taxonomy places the organism in Eukaryota, Metazoa, Chordata, Actinopteri, Salmoniformes, Salmonidae. The record is from the annotation of a GenBank genome assembly.